CCCAUUCCAAAGUUCGUUUCGUUCACGUUUGUUUACAUCACGGUUCCCUCGGAUCCAAUCCAAUCCCAAAAACGAUGUCCCUAAUGCAGGCGAAUCGGAGGGCGCCUCAGCUACUGUCCCACCUGAACCGCCUGGGCUCUUCCUCCUCCGCUCACACCGCCGGCACGUCGUCUUCGGAGCCCCCAGAUCCCCGCCAGCCGAAUGCCCUGGAGCUCCUCGGGCCGGAAUCGCAGCGUAGGUGCAUGGAGAAGAUGCGCGCUCUGCCUGCAUUCCCGCGGCCCAAGUCCCUGACGCCCAGUCGCCGCGAGAAGCAGUCCUCCGCGGUCCUAAUCGCACUCUGCCAGGAUCGGGGCACAGACGAGAUAUCCCUGCUCUACACGCGACGAUCACGGCACCUGCGCAGUCACAGCUUCCAGAUAUCCUUUCCGGGCGGCAGGCGGGACGACCAGGACGCCAGCUACGUGGACUGCGCUCUGCGCGAGACGGAGGAGGAGAUCGGGCUGCCGCGCCACCGCAUCCAGGUGUGGGGCGAGGCCAAGCAGCUUCAUCUGCCGCGCACCUCGUCCAUUGUGCCGGUGGUGGGCAUGGUGCCGGACUUCAGCAUCUCCGAGCUGCGCCUUAACUGCGAGGAGGUGGAGGAGGCGUUCAGCGUGCCGCUCCAAGCGCUGAUGGUGCCCAAGGCUACCAGGCACACCCAAUUCCGCAGCGGCUACAGCGGACCGGUGUUCGUGGUGGACCACCACCGCAUCUGGGGCAUCACCGGCUACCUGACCCACCUCUUCCUGCACAGCCUGCUGGCACCCACUCAGCUGCCCGAUUGCCUCAGGACGAACAUCAAGUUUAUCCGGCCCUUCAAGAUGCCACCCAAGUUGCCGCACCACCGCGAACAUCACGCCACGGAUCCCUCGAUGCGUUCCUGAGGAUCAUGUAUGUAUUGGACCAUUAUCCCGCUCAGGCUAGGGCCAAAUGUGAUAUGGUGAUUGGGCCAGAUGAACUAAGAAAGUUAUUGCUUUGGUCCAACCAAACAAUAGGCUAAAAUUAAUUGUGUUCAUCGGCUUAGUAUAUAUUUUUAUUGUGAAUGACAAAGCCAAACUAUACAAUAAAACUGUUGACUAUUAUGUUGAA
Molecule: messenger RNA, 1125 nt
Organism: Drosophila elegans
Lineage: Eukaryota; Metazoa; Arthropoda; Insecta; Diptera; Drosophilidae
Product: nucleoside diphosphate-linked moiety X motif 8
Exons: 2
Coding region: 75-920 (281 amino acids)
Molecular function (GO): coenzyme A diphosphatase activity
Source: RefSeq, a predicted model, not a curated record